AUGAUCUCUUCAAAUUUCGAUCGAAACGCCUCAAAUCAAGACUCAAGAAAUGCAAAACUACCAUUUUAUUGCGUUAUACUUACUCUUCUGGUUGCAAUCGGUGGCUUUGAAAAUGGGUUGAAUACAGGCAUUACUAAUAUACCAGAACAAACAAUUAGAAAUUGUUCGAAUGGAUAUAAAUCCGUGCAAGGAGUAGGAGUGCCAUACUGUCUUCCAAUGGGGAACUUACUCUGGGGUUUUGCAACGGGAGGUCAUCCAUUGGGUGCUAUUAUUGGAGGUCUCUCAGCGGGUAGCUUACAAACAAUACUUGGCAGAAAAAAAGCGUUAAUAUAUAAUUCCAUUUUUUGGAUCAUCGGCGGAGUACUUCUCGGUGCGUCCGUAAAUCCGGGAAUGUUUAUAUGCGGACGUAUUCUUACUGGGAUCGGUACUGGUGUUGGUUCCGUCGUUAUUCCAACAUAUCUGGGUGAAAUCUCGACAAUCAGGUCACGUGGUUUGGUUGGAUCGGUUUAUCAAGAUUCUGUCGUGAUUGGAAUAGUUGUCUCCCAACUUAUUAGUUUGCCAUUAACAUAUAUUCCCGGCUGGCGCAUUCUCUUAACACUGACGUCAGCAAUUGCAAUCCUCCAAUUAAUAUUAAUACCUAUUAUAGGAGUGGAAACUCCAAGAUAUUUGAUUUCACAAAAUCAAAUCUCCAAAGCGAAAGAAACAUUACAAAAAUUAAGAAAAGGAUAUAACAUUGAUCUAGAAUUUGAUGAAAUACUUCAGGGACAAUCUGAAAAACAGAUUAAUGAGAUUAAUGAGAAUACUAUUGAGAAGGAUGAAAAAUAUAUACAAAAUUCUCUUGUUGAAACUAAUAAUCAAUUUGAAAUAAAGAAAUCAUCUUCAUUUAAGGAUAUUUUACAGGAUUCAUAUUGUCGCAAAGCGUUAUUUAUUUGCAUCGGAACACAUAUUGCACAACAACUUAAUGGUAUUCAAGCAAUCGUCUAUUAUAGUACUGGAAUUUUCUUAACUGUCAUGGGUGAUUCGGCCAAAUACGUAACUCUAAUCAUAGGUAGUGCACUCUUGCUAGUCACUUUAACGUCAACCUUUCUGAUAGAUCGAAUGGGAAGAAGACCAUUAUUACUAUUAUCUGAGAUUGGUGUUACCUUCGCAUGUUUUCUAAUCGUUAUUGGCUCAAUAUAUGAAAAUAACAUUCUUCUUAUUAUUGCAUUAUCGCUCUUGGAACUUUGCCGUUCUUUAUCAUCUCAGAUGGAAGAAGCUUUACAAGAUUAUACUUUCCUCAUUUUUGGUGUAAUUGGCGUUUUUUGCAUAAUCUUUAUCUGGAUUUUUGUUCCGGAGACCAAAGGAAAAAGCAUCGAAGAAAUAACUUCAAAGAAAUAA
Molecule: messenger RNA, 1377 nt
Organism: Dentiscutata erythropus
Lineage: Eukaryota; Fungi; Glomeromycota; Glomeromycetes; Diversisporales; Gigasporaceae
Source: the annotation of a GenBank genome assembly